Molecule: messenger RNA, 1860 nt
Organism: Trichoderma gamsii
Lineage: Eukaryota; Fungi; Ascomycota; Sordariomycetes; Hypocreales; Hypocreaceae
Exons: 4
Coding region: 1-1860 (619 amino acids)
Biological process (GO): cholesterol biosynthetic process
Cellular component (GO): cytoplasm
Molecular function (GO): phosphomevalonate kinase activity
Source: RefSeq, a predicted model, not a curated record
AUGUUGCAAGGAGGUGGAGCUGUCGGCGAUGUGGCGGAUAAUGCCACCGCUUUCGGCUGUCGAGACUGGGACUUUGCCUGCGUUAUAACCGCUGUUCGGCCUCGUAAUGAGAGCGGAACUAACGUUGCUCAGGCUGCCAUACAAUGGGUGUAUAGCGUCGCCAGGAGCUUGUUGCCCUUGAGCAGCGGAGUUUAUGGUGCCGACCUUGGGCCAGACCCUAGAGACACCGCGCUGGCAGCUAAGGCUUUCGGGCCAAACGGACCGCGCCUGGCCCAGCUAAAACAUAGCUUGGACGUGCACAACGUGCUGGCUUACGCCUGUCCGCUCUCGAAACUGCCGAAGAAACAGAAGCUCAUUAUACUUGUUACGGGAGAAAGCGGCGUCGGCAAGGACUACUGCGCCGACGUUUGGGUUCCUAUGCUCGCUAGAUCUGCCGACCAACCCCGUGAGGUACACAAAGCCAGUAUCAGCGAUGCCAUCAAGCGAGAAUAUGCAGCAGCCACCGGCGCUGACUUGGAUGGUCUGUUAGGGGAUCGGGCUUACAAGGAACAACACCGGCCGGCAUUGACGACAUUCUUCAAAGAACAGAUGCGAAAACAGCCUUGGCUUCUAGAAAAGCAAUUUCUAAAUGUGGUGUCCGGAGCCGCAGAUGCGGAUGUGCUGGUGAUCACUGGGAUGAGAGAUGAGGCGCCUACUGCGACCUUGUCACAUCUAGUUCCGAAUAGCAGGUUACUCGACAUUCGGGUCACAGCUAGCGAAAAGACGCGGCAGACUCGCCGGAAAUGCCAAGCCGGCGACGAUGAUCGACAGGAUAGCCAUGAUUGCGAGGAUGACAAUAGUAGCGAUAAUGGCAGCAAUUGUAAGUCGAAUUCGACGACACUGGACUACUGCCCCAGCCUCGUCUUUGACAAUGGAGCAACAGCAGAUGAGGCGGUAAGGAGGUUUGCCGAUACGUACCUGCUUCCCUUUCUCCAUGGGGACCUGGAGCGACUGGCUAGUAUGGUGCUCCCUGUGCCCGACUUCCCACGCCCAGGCAUCGAGUUCCGCCAUGUGCUCAACAUCGCCCAACAGCAAGGCGGGUUGGCUUUGUGCACUUCUUUGCUACAAACCCACUUCAUAAAUGACUGGGAUAAAAUUGAUCCUUCCUCUGUGGCGGCCGACCUGUACAAUGAAAACGAGGAUAGUGAUGACGGCCUUUAUGGUCAUGCGUCUGAAGAAACCUACGACGAUAUCUAUCUUGAUACAGCCAAUAACUCAACUUAUAACCUGAAUGAAGAUAAUAAUACAUCUAACCGGGUAGAAGAUUUCAAGAUAAUUCACUCUUCUGUUCAAAAUGAGGCGUUAUCGAGAAAUGCAGCCGAGCGCCUCACUUCUACAACCAGCUCUCCGGACUUCACUGCGCAACAGGCCAUGAGCAUCUUCCAACGGAGGUUUACAAUGGACUAUGGCCGGGGAGGAACUGGAUCGAAGCGGGCAAGUGACAAGGACAACUACUUUCCCAUAUUCCACCUCGACAUGAUCAGCAUCGCGCCGUAUAGCUCUAAGCACGCAGUAAGCAGUCUUCCCUUUGACCUGACAAACCGAACCUUCCGACUGGGCACCGGAUCGACUCGCGAGGUGUGGUUCGUGGUAAUGCACCCGAUGCAGAACGACAUGUUCGAGCUGCCUCAUUCCCGAGCCGAGCUGCGGCGACAGAAGGAUGCGACGUAUAUCAAGCAGGUCUUCCUCCUUGGCGAUCUCCUGGGCGAAGGGGCCGAGCCUUCAUGGCGACUGGGCGAGCGACGGUCGCAGCAUCUGACUGGCGAUAAAUGGACAUCUUUCCAAGACUUCUUCAUGGAAGGGUGGUCUAGCUUUGCGUAA